AUGGUCCAGUUCGUCUUCACGCCCUGGCGCAACCGCGCCGAGCUGCUCAAAGUCCGCAACCAGCUCUAUCCAACAUCAUCCUCAAAGUCAUGUCCAGCCACGCCGCCGCCGCCGCCCACGCCACACCACAAAUGGACCCCGGCCGAGGUGCAGAACAUGCGCAAGGCGAUCGCGCGCGUGUUCAUGUGGGUGCACCGCGGCAACUGCCCGCACGUGGUGGAGUCGACGGCGAUGCUCCUGUCAGCGGUACUGCUGGACCGGCGGCACACGGCCUCCAGUGACAGAGGCGGCGACGGCGACGGCGACGACGCAGCAGGCACAGGAGAUGCGGCCAUAAGCGAGUAUGGCGUGCGCGCGGCGUACCUCACGGCCUUCACGCGGUUCGUGACGGGCCUGCUGGACGGCCACCAGGACAGGGCGCGCAAGCUGAGCAUGUACGGGGUGGCCAAGACGGUGGGGCUCCCCGCGGGCUUCGUCGAGCUGCGGCACCAGGGCACGCACGAGCCCAUGCCCGGGCUGGCGCAGCUGAGGCCUGCCGCGGGCAGGGCGCUCGUCUGGAUCUGGGAGUAUUACUGGAGGAACCUGCCGGAUGUGGACGACGCGGAGGGGCCCUCACGGGGGACGGCUGCUGCUGCUGGUGGUGAUGGUGGUGCGUCCGAUGAGAAUCCGGGGAAGAAGAGGCAGCCUGUGGUCGCUGUGCCUGCUGCUGCUGUUACGUCUACGAUAAAGGGGCGCAUGUGCCGCGCCGCGCUGAUGGGAUAUCUGCAGAGGCAGGAGGGGGAGGUGGGCAGUGAUGCGGCGAAGCAAGCCUUGACGAGGCAGUUGGGCCAGUGGGACGACGUGCUCAUAUUGAGGGCGCUCGAGGAGAUAGGACAGACCGCGAGGGACGCGGGCAUAUUGUCACGGUCGGUGAAGCUCUCCAGGGAGAUACUUCUCCGGGCUAGGGGUGGCGAUGCACAGCAGGGCGAGGACAGCGAGACGGCUUACGAUAUUGAAGAGAUGAGGCAAGUGCUGCGUCAGGCCAGAGAGGAGGCCGAGGGCGAGGCGGGCGGGAUCGAACCUGGCAAGAGGAAACGGGAUGGGGCCGACGAUGAGGACGAGGCCCCGGGCUGGAAGAGGUGGAAAGGACCGUGGACGCCGAGGCCGAUAGGGAUCUUGUGA
Molecule: messenger RNA, 1161 nt
Organism: Diaporthe batatas
Lineage: Eukaryota; Fungi; Ascomycota; Sordariomycetes; Diaporthales; Diaporthaceae
Product: rRNA-processing protein LAS1
Exons: 1
Coding region: 1-1161 (386 amino acids)
Biological process (GO): maturation of LSU-rRNA; maturation of 5.8S rRNA
Cellular component (GO): preribosome, large subunit precursor; Las1 complex
Molecular function (GO): endonuclease activity
Source: RefSeq, a predicted model, not a curated record